UUGGUCAUGCACAUACUACUUCUCAAGGCUCUUAAUGAGCAAGCAUCGGGACCCCACGAUGAUCCUUACGUUCAGGUUUUAGUGAAGGCGGGCUUCAGUGCAGACCUCGCCGAGACGCUGGAUUUUACCUACCACACUGCGGAGCUUGCACGUUGCCAGUCCUGGCGCGACAAUCAUAGUGCGAUCGUAUUUACUAGUCCGAGAGCUGUGACCGCGUAUACGAAGGCCGGACUGAAAGGUCAACAGUCAGAUUUAUGUUUUGUAGUUGGUCCUUCGACAGACCUGCAAGCAAAGAAAGCUGGAUUUUCACCUAAAGGUGCUCAAGCUGGAGAUGCGGAGACCUUGUCAAAGGUCAUUGUAGAUAACUACGCAACUCAGCUCACGAAGCCGGUCUUCUUCCCGGCAAGUCAAAUACACCGCGCCGAUCUCCCUCAGUAUUUGGAGAAAAAUGGCAUCAAGGUUGACAUUCUGAUUGCUUAUUCAUCCCACGAAAAUGUCGCAUUGAAGGAUAAGGUGCGGCUUAAUCUUUGUGAAGGAAACCCUAUCCCAGACUGUAUCGUGUUUUUCAGUCCUUCGGGGGUUACGCUCACCGAGGGCAUUCUGAAAACUGAACUUAAGCCUCAUCGUCCCAAAGUAAAGUUGGUCGCUAUGGGACGAGCUACGGCCUCUAAGCUACAAGAGUAUGACAUGAGUGUGGCGGGCGUGGCUGCUUCACCUCGACCGGAAAGUCUUCUCCAGGUCAUCCAGCGACUGGCUGGUCAGACGUAAUCAGAUCUGUUACCAAACCAUCCAACUCAUCUCCACAUAUUGUGAUCUAACUGAAUUACUAUGAACUAUUUUGCCUUUGGGACUAGCUUUCCUGUUUGUUUUUGUGUAGAUAUAUUCCCUCGUAUUUUGAAUUAUAUUUU
This is a messenger RNA of Opisthorchis viverrini, 908 nucleotides long. RefSeq lists its product as hypothetical. The record is from RefSeq and is a predicted model, not a curated record. Gene Ontology annotation, biological process: uroporphyrinogen III biosynthetic process. Gene Ontology annotation, molecular function: uroporphyrinogen-III synthase activity. Bases 7 to 768 code for a protein of 253 amino acids. NCBI's taxonomy places the organism in Eukaryota, Metazoa, Platyhelminthes, Trematoda, Opisthorchiida, Opisthorchiidae. The transcript has 8 exons.